Messenger RNA from Oxyura jamaicensis (ruddy duck), 4628 nucleotides. It is a transcript of the gene NIPA1, whose product is annotated as NIPA magnesium transporter 1. The transcript is spliced from 5 exons. The record is from RefSeq and is a predicted model, not a curated record. Gene Ontology annotation, cellular component: membrane. Gene Ontology annotation, biological process: magnesium ion transport. Gene Ontology annotation, molecular function: magnesium ion transmembrane transporter activity. NCBI's taxonomy places the organism in Eukaryota, Metazoa, Chordata, Aves, Anseriformes, Anatidae. The coding region runs from base 54 to 1037 and encodes 327 amino acids.
CCGGGAGGGCCGGGCCGGCGGAGCCGCGGCGGCAGCAGCUGUCGGCGGGGGCGAUGCGGAUGGCGGCCGGUGCGGCAGCGGGCGAGGGGGCAGCGCAGAGCCCCGGGCCCGGGCCCGGUCCCGCCGCCGUGUCGCUGGGCCUGAGCGUGGCCGUGGUGUCCAGCCUGGUGAACGGCUCCACCUUCGUCCUGCAGAAGAAGGGCAUCGUGCGGGCCCGCGGGAGAGGUACUUCAUACUUGACAGAUAUAGUAUGGUGGUCUGGCACUAUUGCAAUGGCUCUGGGUCAAAUAGGGAAUUUCUUGGCCUACACUGCAGUCCCAACUGUGUUAGUGACUCCCUUGGGAGCACUUGGCGUUCCAUUUGGGUCCAUUUUAGCUUCUUACUUGCUGAAAGAAAAACUGAACAUUCUUGGCAAGCUGGGUUGUUUGCUGAGCUGCGCUGGAUCUGUUGUUCUCAUCAUCCAUUCCCCAAAGUCUGAGAGUGUAACAACUCAGGCUGAGCUUGAAGAGAAGCUAACAAAUCCAGUUUUCGUGGGUUAUCUCUGCAUAGUACUGCUAAUGCUUCUCCUGCUUAUCUUCUGGAUAGCUCCAGCUCAUGGACCUACUAAUAUCAUGGUUUACAUCAGCAUUUGCUCUCUCUUGGGCAGUUUCACUGUUCCCAGCACAAAAGGCAUUGGGCUGGCUGCUCAGGAUAUCUUUCACAAUAACCCAUCGAGUCAAAGGGCUCUGUACCUCUGUCUGGUACUUCUGGCAGUAUUAGGAUGUAGCAUUAUCAUUCAGUUCAGAUACAUCAAUAAGGCACUGGAAUGUUUUGACUCCUCUGUGUUUGGAGCCAUCUACUACGUUGUGUUUACUACUUUAGUCCUGCUGGCUUCAGCUAUCCUUUUCAGGGAAUGGAGUAAUGUGGGAGUGGUAGAUUUCUUGGGAAUGGCAUGUGGAUUCACCACUGUAUCUAUUGGAAUUGUUCUUAUACAAGUCUUCAAGGAGUUCAACUUCAAUAUCGGAGAUUUAAAUAAGCCUAACAUGAAGACAGAUUAAAGUAUUUUUUGAGGGGAAACUGGAUGGCUCAGGGAAUGAUGCAGAGUCUUUCAUUUCUAGGUCACUGAUUCAAAUAUGAUUCAGGUUGGUAGUUGCCCUCUGACGAUUUGGUGGCCUACGUGAAAUGAAUUGGAGGCCUCCAUCCAGUUUCAAAGGAGCAGUUGUCCAUGUACCCCAGUCAACACAAUAAAUGACCUUAAUUGGGACCGUUGAUUGAGUCAGCAUAGGGACCGAUGUAUUUCCUUACUGUAAAGGGUGAUCAGUCAGAAAAGAUUCGUGGGUGUUCUGACAGACCUGUGUGUGAAUGCUUGUGUUACGGUGGCUGAUGUGGGCAGAGAACAUCAGUUCCUAAUGCACUCAAUCUGAUACCUUUCAUGGGUGAUGUAUACCUUAAAAAUAAGGGGGGAGGGGAAAGUGAGUAGAGCAAUUUGUUAAUACUGCAAUGUGUUCACCGUCAAGGCUGUGAAUUCUGAGACAAACGUUGGCUGAACUGUGGACUGCAGACUUGACCUUUUUAGUGACUCUUAGCAACGUGGUCUGCCAUGCGGUGAAGACACUGGGGAGUUUUAAAUUGAAUUCUUUACACAGUGCAGUGGACCCUUAAAAUCCUUCACUAUUUCCUUAUCAGCCAGCUGAUGGUAGUGUCCAGGUAUGCAUUUUUCUUUGUAACAUGUGCAUUAAGACAUACCACAUUCACCUGAGAGUUUUUAAUUGGGAGCAGACAGAAAGACUGUGAAGGAUGUGGAAAUGAUCACAGACUCAUUGCCUAUAUGGUGGCUUAUUGGUAAGCAGCUCAGAACUAUUUCAGUGCCUUUGUAAUCCAAAAAUACUGCAUAAAUGUGAAUGUAUUUGUUUCAGAUGGCCUACAUUGGUUUAAUAAUUCAGUUUCACUGUCUAUAAUACUGUUUUCAAAUUCUAAGCAUGUAAAGCACUCAGAAGGAGCCAUAUAUUUUUGGCAGAAUUCAGAAACCUGAAUUGAAACUAAGAUGCCUUGACAGCUUCUUUAAAAAAAACAAUCAUAAUGGGAAGACGUAACCUACAAGAGGGCCAUUCAAAGAUGACCAACAUACCUUGAUUCUAGUUAAGUAACUAGACAGGAAAACAUUUUGUGAAGUAGUUAAUAAGCAGCAAAACCAAAAUAAACGUUUAGAAGACAAAAGAGAAUGAGAUUUCUCAGAGCUCAGAAGAAGAAAAGAUGGCCUUAUCCUCUUAUAACGUGGGAAAAGGAGGUCGAAGACUGAAAAAGCAUAGGCAUUCAGAGAGCUGAGUUUCAGAAAAACAACAGGAACAGAAUCAGAUCUGCUGACUUACAGACCUGUGUGAAUAGUUGAGCAAUAAUAUUUUGACAGGUAAUAUAAAAUAGGUUAAGCUGGAAUUGGAAUGAUUCUGUUUAGUUUAAACCUUUUAAAGAAUAUGGGUAUUUCAAAAAAUAGCUAACUUUCAUGUUGUGUUUAUAUUUGUUAGUUAAAAUACCACGAAUCAAAAAAUUGUAAGGCAAGCCUGAAAAUAAAUGAAUGUUACCAUUUUAAGUACAGAAAUGGAAAGUGUACAGUGGAAGUCAACACCUCUAUGUCAGGAUGUCUCUUGAACAAACAAACAAAAUACACAAAGUGAUUACGAGACUGUUUGAGAAAGUUUAUGACACCUUAUCAAGAAAUCAUGAACCUAGGUUUGUGGCUGCCUGAGGGUAAUGCAGAUGUUGAUUAAUGGGGAGUAAUAGCGUCCACUCUCAUGAAGUGUUUUUUUGACCUGAAUUAAUGCUACUUUAAAACUCAGCCUCUGUUUUCAUUUCAGAGAAGUGUUAAAAGCCCUUCUGAUGGCAGCAAUAAACAUGAAGACUUAUUCUCAAAGAUUUACUAUUCUGAAGGGAAUAUUCUGCAGGAAUAAGAGCCCCAGGAUGUUAUUUGGAAGCCAGUUUUACAACCCCAAAUUGUGUGGGAGUGAUUCUGAAUUGACUCUGAGUCUGAACUAGUAGAAACAUAUGUUACUAUAGACUGGCACAGAAGCCAGGUGUCUUGGUGGAAUAAAACAGCACUAGCAGAGAAGGGGCCAUCUCUGGAUUUGCAGAUACCGUGUAUUAUUUGUAGAAAGUUUCAGGAUUGUAAAUGAGGGGAAUUGGGCUAUGAAAGAUGGUUAAUACUAAACUCUGUCCUUUAUUGGUUGGAAAUGGUGUAUUGGUUAUCAGCAGACAAGUAUGUUUUGUCAUGCUUGUUCAUUUUUUACCUGAACUGUACAUAAGUUAUGAGACCCGUAGUGACCUACAUUUUUAAAACCACGUUAGCUGUUUUCUGAAGCAGUCAAGUUGCCUUUUCAAAAUCCACAUUCAGAGUUCAUGAAUUGCAUGGUGGCUUUGUACUAGCAUUUGGUCUCUGAACAGUUCCAUGAAAAUCUUUCUUUAGGUUAAAGUGAAAACACUUGUGUUCUCAGACCUCUGGCCGUAUCUGUGUGUUUUGUUUUAAAAUUUACUCCUAUUUAUUUAGAAAGUGCCUAUCCUAGUAUGUUAGGUGCAUAUGCAAGUCAUUAGUAAAUAUUAUAUCAAAAAACCUUGACUGCCCUGUCUAAACCUUAUCAUUUUCUGCACCACACAAACAAGUUUACUUGAUGAACACUCUCUAUGCAGAGUAAGAAUUAAGUAGCAGCCAUGUUCUGUGGUCCUCUGGCCAUUCUUACAGCUGAUAAAUGUCUGCAUAGGUGUCUUCUCCCCAGCUGCUCCUCAUCUGUGAUGAGCUUUCUAGAAACGUCUAGUUAACCUUGUUUAAAACAGGUCAAAAGCCAGCACAUAAGGUGAAAGAGAUUCUCGUGGCCUUGCACAUCUUUAUAUCUGCAGCCUUUCACAUCAUGAAUGCUAAAUAAUGGAAGCCUUUAUUUUUCACUACUUUGUUCAGUAUAUAACAGUGUUCUUCUGAGUUCUGCUGUACCUGGAUCUGGUUCAAUUCUAAUUGAGAAGUGCAUUAGCAUUUUAUUUUGUCACUGUUGGUAUGGUUCUUCCUCCUUCCAUCCUACACCCUCCUCGUUCUAGGUGUCCUACCUCUUUUAGUCUUUUCCCGUUGCUUUUCUGACUCCAGAGGAGGCACCGCUGAAGCUGAAUUUUAGCCGUUCCCUCUUUUCCAUCCCUUUACAAGUAACUUUGAAUAAGACAUCUGGGUUCCAUCAUCUCAGGGAGCAAAUGUGCAUAGUUGUCUCCUGAGCUUUGGUGUCCCUCGUGGGUCUGCCCUUCCCACCUUCUCUUUGCAUUACGUGUGCUGAUAGCUACAAGCCAGAUGAUCUGUGUUCUGAUUCCGAUGUAGAAGUGACGGAGGCUACACAUAACGUAAAGUGGACCGAUGACAGUGGUGGGGUGCAUUUUGAAUUAAAUUCAAAUCCAUAUGAAAGACGCUUCACUCCGUAUGUCUGGCUUCUGUUGUAUUUACCAAACAUAGUUACAUGAAGACAGCUCUUUGAUCAUUAUCCCUUCAGCGUAUGGAGGAUUUACCUGUGUCGCUCCUGAUCUUUAUUAGGUGUCAAACACAAAAAUCCCUCAAAUGUUCAGUAGGAGAAUAGAAACCUUUUUGAUACAACCAAAAAAAAAUUUGCUAACAUAAGUACUUAUGU